Molecule: messenger RNA, 1185 nt
Organism: Rhodamnia argentea
Lineage: Eukaryota; Viridiplantae; Streptophyta; Magnoliopsida; Myrtales; Myrtaceae
Exons: 2
Coding region: 168-1031 (287 amino acids)
Source: RefSeq, a predicted model, not a curated record
UAUCUUUCUGGUUAUAUUUGGAGUGACCCCAUUUAAAUUUGAAGUCUUUCUCUGCUGGUAAUCCUCAUUGGAGUCGUAACAAAUUUCUGCAGGAAGCUUUUCUGGUUGAUAUACCAAACGUUUCGACACCGUCUUUCUUGCCAGAGGAAACGGGUAACAGCAACGGAAUGAGUUUGAGACGCCGUCCCUUGCACACUUGCGGGGUAUCGAUCCUUGCAACGGCUUACAGAGCCUACAUGAGAGCACAAGAGUUCAAUGGACCAUCUGGAUUAUCGUUCAAAAGUUUCACCAGAUUAGCCAACAAAAUCAGCCCGUUCGUAUAUUCAGUUCAGUACCAAUGCCUAUCCAUGCUCUCUUUCGCAGACAGUACCAUCCUAUCUGCCGAGGACGUCAUUGAGAAAGUCUUCCCUAAGUCGAGUUAUGUGUUUGACAAGAUUGACGAGCUCGUCCAAUUGAUGGAAGCCCUCCCGGAUAAAAUUGACGUCGUCCUAAACAAAGUGCCGGGUUUCAUCCACCAAUUUCCAUGUCUAGAUUGGGUGUUGGUCCAUGUUGUAUUGUGUUUGACAUUUUGGGUCUCAAUAAUAACCCACUGGGAAUCAACAACCGUGAGAGAGAAAGAUAUCCCAGUCGACGCAAACUGUAAUGAAUGGUGCGACAGAUCAGCGUGCUUAGCUGAUUCAAACCACCCUGCUGAUUCGGAACUGCAUUCUGACAGUGGAAAAACAGGACAGUUUUCUCCAGUGUCCAAAGCCGAAGGUAAGACAAGAGGUACAGCUGCUGACAACCAUGAAAAGGGCUCAUACAAGGAGGUUCUGGAGAAGGGGAUGAAGGAAUCAUACAAGGACGUUCUAGAGAAGGGAAUGAGGGAAGAAGUACAAGUAGGAGGAAAAAAAGAUAGUUUGGAAGGCGAGAACAAAAUCAUUGAAGUCAAAACUCAAGAUCAUGGCAAAAUAGGGGAGGAAUCAUCCGACGAUCCCAUCUUGGAGUUAUUCGAGUCAGCGUGGCUCAAGAAACCGGCAAUGUCUACAUAAAGUAUUGAAUAGGCUUAUUUGAUAUACAAACAUACUAGUCUCCUGUUGAUAUAGAACCAUUUGGCAUUUCCGCCAGAAAUUCAUAACCACAUAAUACAAUGAGCGUUUGUAUUUGCGAUCUGCACAAAGAAUCAUGUUAGUGUAUUUGACAGGA